AUGGCUGAUCCUGCUCUCCUCCGCAGGAGAGUUAGGGCUAAUUCAGGGUUAGUUAUGCCUGUUGACCUUUAUGUGGAGGUGCCAAUGCUUCAACAAAAUGGUACACUGUUGAAAUUGAUCCUCGAGAGGCUCAGGCCAGUGUACUAUAAGGAGGGCAGCUACAUUUUCCGGGAGGGAGAACCUAUCGACCGGAUGGUCUUCCUCACGUCCGGCACAGUGUUGAAACUCAGGACCAUCAAUGGCCAGGGAACCGUACUCGACUAUAUUGAAAGUGGUGAUAAUUUGGAUGAAGUUAACAAAAAUAUUCUUGAUUGGGGUUUCAAAUUAGACUCCCCCACAUACGGCCUAUCCAACCUCCCAAUCUCUGAAAGCACUCUUAAAACCCAUACGGAAGUUGAUGGCUUUCAUCUAAGGGCCAAGGAACUGAUGGAAGUGUUUCGCAAAGCACCUUCUAAUAUAGAAGAAGCUGGCGUCUACUGGACGCCAUGGAAAGUCCAGAUCGAUCAUAGGCAGCCGGCCCAAGGUGGUGGUUCCACGAGUAGUACUUAA
Messenger RNA from Carya illinoinensis, 549 nucleotides. Its product is annotated as cyclic nucleotide-gated ion channel 1-like. The transcript has 2 exons. Lineage: Eukaryota; Viridiplantae; Streptophyta; Magnoliopsida; Fagales; Juglandaceae. The record is from RefSeq and is a predicted model, not a curated record. Bases 1 to 549 code for a protein of 182 amino acids.